AUGGGGAUCCUCAUCCGUGGGGCCCCCUGGAUCCUGUGCGCUGCUGCCCACCUGCUCCUGCUGGACUGCGCUGGUCAGUACCUCCGGGGGCUGAACUGCGCGGCGGGGCGGAAGAAAGAUCCCAAAGUCCAAAGAUCCCGGGGUUGUGGGUGUGACUUUGCUGGUCACCCAAAGGGGGAAGACCAGGGGGGAGCUCCCUACCCGAAGUGGAGCCAGAUCCCUUGGGAAAUACCUGUUUUUCUCAGACUUUUUGUUUUGCAUGCCGCCUUGGGGGCAGGGAGAGUUUCAGAGGCGCGCAAGGUGAGAAUUAAGGGACUUGGGGGUCGUGUUUGUGGGGCUCAUCAUCAUCUACCUACCAAUGCAGCGCUGGCCUCUUCCCUAACGCACACGGUAAUGUGUGAAGAGAGCUACUAGCAAGGGUGGGUGCGUGAUCUGGGUGGCUAUGAACUGGGAAGUCUACGGAGGAAUUGGCAAAAGCGAGUCCUCCUUUGCUUCAGGUCAGGACGUGCUGUGUCGGCUCCUUGGUCCACCUAGUGGCCGGGGUUGGAAUAGCUCGUGGGAAAGGGAGCUCCGCUGGGGAUGGCUGGUUCAAAUCUUACCUCUGCCAUUCACGAACUGACCAGGUUUAGCACACCUGUCAGCCAAACACCCAUUCACAGCACCCUUCUGAGUAAUACCCCUCCCCACCCUCUCACUCUGGUGACUUCUGUUUCAGUGUAUCUGAAGAAGUGUACAUGCACAUGAAUGUAAUAGUGCCACUGUAUUCUGCUCUGGUCAGACCUCACCUGGAGUACUGUGUCCAGUUCUGGGCACCACAGUUCAAGAAGGACACUGACAAACUGGAACGUGUCCAGAGGAGGGCAACCAAAAUGGUCAAAGGCCUGGAAACGAUGCCUUAUGAGGAACGGCUAAGGGAGCUGGGCAUGUUUAGCCUGGAGAAGAGGAGGUUAAGGGGUGAUAUGAUAGCCAUGUUCAAAUAUAUAAAAGGAUGUCACAUAGAGGAGGGAGAAAGGUUGUUUUCUGCUGCUCCAGAGAAGCGGACACGGAGCAAUGGAUCCAAACUACAAGAAAGAAGAUUCCACCUAAACAUUAGGAAGAACUUCCUGACAGUAAGAGCUGUUCGACAGUGGAAUUUGCUGCCAAGGAGUGUGGUGGAGUCUCCUUCUUUGGAGGUCUUUAAGCAGAGGCUUGACAACCAUAUGUCAGGAGUGCUCUGAUGGUGUUUUCCUGCUUGGCAGGGGGUUGGACUCGAUGGCCCUUGGGGUCUCUUCCAACUCUAUGAUUCUAUGAUUCUAUGAAAGCUCAUACCAAGAACAAACUUAGGUGGUCUCUAAGAUGCUACUGGAAGGAAUUUUUUUAUUAUGAAAAUUAAUUAAAAAUGAAAUAAUUAUAGCACCCUCCCUUUUUGCAGAAUGACACAUACGUAUUAGCCGUGCUUAGAGAGAGCUGAGCAAAUUCAUCUAUGGGGGCCUGGUGAUAAUUCCCCCCCCCCGAUGAUGUGAGCUUCAGCACCCGCAGCUCCCUUUCAUAUUUAAAAUCGGGGGGUGGCAAUACUGACCUCCUGCGUUGCAGGGUCGUUGUCAGGCUUAGGAGAAUGUCAAAUGCUCAGAACGCCUUAUUCUGCUGCCCCUUUGCUGUCCUGUCUGUCUGUCUGUCAGUGGUUCUCCAGACACAGCUGCCUUUCAUCUUUAAAACUGGCAAAACUGACACGGGACAAAUAGAAGAAGGCGCCUUCGUCCCGGUACGGUUCCUCUUUAUCACAUACACAGCCCAACAAGACAACAGGAAGGAUCCGCCAACUGCAUAUGAAUCAAUCUGGCUAACCUGAUCCAAACACACACACACACACACACACACACACACACACACAUGCCCUCACUCACACACCAAAACAAAUCUCACCACAGCCAAGCAAAGACAACCAACCACACAUUAGGCUACCCCCAAUCUCUCUCACCACCAAGGAAAUACAACGAGCGAAUAGUAAGAGAACCCACACAAGUGACACUGACACAAAACGCCACACAUACACUAAGCAGAAGCAUUGCCACCCGACCCACCCCCCUCACCAUUCCCCCUCCCUCUCUUCCCCCUUUUGUCUGACACUAACACUGUAUACGCUAAUGUCUCACAACAAAUGAAACCGAUCUGUAGAAAACACGACUUGAAAAAAGAGACAAUGCAUGUAUUUUUGUAAAUGACAAAAUCUUUAAUAAAAAUACAGUCGUACCUCUUGUUACGUCAGUCUCCGGUUGUGUUUUUUCAGGAUACGAACCCGGCAAACCCGGAAGUGUAUACUUCUGGGUUUUGCCACGCGUAGAAGGAGUGCUCUACUUGUGGACUUUUCAGGGUGUGAACGGCACCCCGGAACGGAUCGAGUCUGUAACUAGGGGUACCACCGUAUUUUAAAAAUAAAACUGGCAAAACAUACACACGUUCAGUGUCUCUGGGUGCAGCGGUUUGCCACUCCCUCAGGCGCUGGGCACAUUUGUGAUUGUUCGUCUAGAACAAAACAUUUAGGCUGAAGUCCUUGCUUUCCUGGGUGUAAGCCCCAUUGAACUCAAUGGGACUCACUUCUGAUAACACAGGGGUUGGCAAGGUUUAUCUUGCCUGGGCUGGAUCAGUACCAUGGGCCGGAUUGCGUGCGCGAUUUUCAGCAUCUGUGUAUGGACAGGUGCAAUUUUUGGUGGCUGUGUCUAUGCAGAUGCGAUUUCUGGCACUGCGGAAGCGAGUCCCUGUGCCAGUUUAGCGCAGUGCGCUAGCGGGCAGCUCGGCUCUGGGGUGGCUCGUGGGCCAAUCAGACGACCUCCACGGGCCACUUCUGGCCCAUGGGCCUUAUGUUGCAGACCCCUGUGAUAACAUAUGUGCACAGGAUGUCAUGGUUUUCUGCUUUAAAAUUUAAGGAACCAACAGCACCACUUUGAGAGCAGUCUUCUCAGGUUCCUCGCAAGGAUAAGGGUCUGUGAAGGUUUUUUUGGGUGGGGUGUGGAUUCUCCUCUUCAGGAUCCCUAACUCUGCCCUUCUUUUGCAGCCUCUUCCUCCCACUCCAUGCGCAAUUUUUACACUGGGGUGUCAGAGUCCGGCCAGGGGCUGCCCUGGUUCGUUGCCGUGGGGUACUUAGAUGACCAGCCCAUCUACUACUACGACAGCGAUACCCGGAGGGAAGAGCCUGCGGUGCCCUGGAUGGAGAAAGUAGAGGAGGAUUAUCCCAAGUUCUGGGACAGGCAGACGCAGAUCUUGCAUGGCUGGGAGCAGACGUUCAGAGCGAACGUGGAGAUUGUAAGGAACCUUUACAACCAGAGCAAGGGUGAGUGGAGGGUGCAAGGAGUGGCUCUCUCUCCUGCUGAAGCUUCUCCCUCAGAUGAAGGCCUCCACUCUGGAACAAAUGUCAACUCUGCCUGUGGUAGAUACAUGGAAGGAUGAUGAUGAUUAUUAUUUAUACCCUGCCCAUCUGGCAAGGCUUCCCAGCCACUCUGGGCGGCUCCCAAUAGAAUAUUAAGAACACAAUAAAAGAUAAAACAUAAAAAACUUUCCUAAACAGGGCUGCCUUGAGAUAUCUUCUAAAAGUCAAAUAGUUGUUUAUUUCCUUGACAAAUAAUGGAAGGGCGUUCCACAGGGUGGGCGCCACUACCAAGAAGGCCCUCUGCCUGGUUCCCUGUAACCUCACUUCUCGCAGGGAGGGAACUGCCAGAAGGCUCUCGGAGCUGGACCUCAGUGUCCAGGCUGAACGAUGGGGGUGGAGACACUCCUUCAGGUAUACUGGACCGAGGCCGUUUAGGGCUUUCAAGGUCAGCACCAACACUUUGAAUUGUGCUCGGAAAUGUACUGGGAAUCAAUGCAGAUUUCUCAGGACCAGUGUUAUAUGGUCUCAGCAGCCACCGCCAGUCACCAGUCUAGCUGCCACAUUCUAGAUUAGUUGUAGUUUCCAGGCCACCUUCAAAGGUAGCCCCACGUAGAGCACAUUGCAGUAGUCCAAGCGGGAGAUAACUAGAGCAUGCACCACUCUGGUGAGACAGUCUGUGGGCAGGUUGGGUCUCAGCCAUAUGGUUAACUCAGAACAAGCCAGCCCCAAAUUUGGCAGCUCUGCUUUUCAGCAGAAUCCAAGAAUCCUAAAAUUGUAGAGCUGGACCCUGAGGGGCAUCUAGUCCAAUCCCCUGCAAUGCAGGAAUCUCAACUAAAGCAUCCAUGUUAGAUGGCCACCCAACCUCCCCUUAAACACUGUGAGGUUUACUUUAGCAAAGUUAAACAAUCCCCCUUUUAAGUUUAUGCUUUGGUAAACCACGAUACACCACUGCAAAGAAUGAGCCGUAAGAACAUCAGUUCCCUGUGGGUGGCUGGGAGCCCCCAGUGCAUGUCUUUGGAUGCCUGGCGUUAAGCUCACUGGUCUCCUGAGCCUCUUUAUAUUUACAGGGUUUCACACCUGGCAAGCCAUGUACGGCUGCGAGCUGAGGCAGGACGGGCACGUAAGUGGGUAUUCCCAAUUUGGCUACGACGGGAGGGACUUUGUCACCUUCGACAAGGAGACCCUCACCUGGACGGCAGCUGACACAGCAGCCCAGGUGACCAAGAGGAGGUGGGAUGCCGACUUGGUUGCCAACCAGCGCAGGAAGCACUUCCUGGAGGAGAUUUGCAUCGAGUACCUGCGGAAAUACCUGAACUACGGGAAGGAGGUUCUGCUCAGGACUGGUGAGGGGUGCGGUUUUGGAGGGCUCAUUGGGGGGAAGUUGGCCAUUUCCUUACAACUUAUAGGGUGGCGUUCCUGCCAAAUGUCUACCAGAUCAAGUUGAUGAUGGGGAUAGGGAAUAAAUGGGGGUGGGAAUGGCUUGUUGUGGGUUUUGGGGGGUGAGGGUAGGACUUGAAAUACCUUCCUUCAAGUUAGAGGGAACUGAAUCAAUUCAUCCAUUGAGGGCCUGGUGACAUUUGCCCCUCAGCCCAGAGGUAGCUCAGUGGGAAAAUCUCAAAACCACAAGUUUGAUAGGCAGGUCUAAACCACUGAACCUCUUGGGCUUGCCAGUUGGAAGGUCAGCAGUUCGAAUCCGUGCGGCGGAGUGAGCUCCCGUUGCUCUAUCACAGCUCCUGCCAACCUAGCAGUCCGAAAGCACACCAGUGCAAGUAGAUAAAUAGGUACCGCUGUGGUGGGAAGAUAAACGGCAUUUCUGUGUGCUCUGGCUUCCGUCAAGGUGUCCUGUUGCGCCAGAAGCAGUUUAGUCCUGCUGGCCAUAUGACCCAGAAAGCUGUCUGUGGACAAACGCUGGCUCCCUCAGCCUGAAAGCAAGAUGAGCGCCAUAACCUCAUGGUCACCUUUGACUGGACUUAACCGUCCAGGGGUCCUUUACCUUUACCUUUAAUAUUAGAGCCUCUCAAGAAGACGAUGGUGAUGAUGAUUAGAAAAUGACAUCUCUCCCUCCCAAAGCAGCCCAGGUUGGCCAACACACAAGCAACAAAACUUCAUGUGGAAUGCUCUCCCCAGGGCGGUUCGCCUGUCGCCUUCAUUAUAUAUUUUUAGGCGCCAGGUGAAAACAUUCCUCUUCAACCAGGCCUUUGAUUGAAGCCCUUGAAACAUGUCUGAGGGAAGGGGGUGUUAUUGUUUUGUUGUUUUGAUUUAAUUAUUUACUUGUGCUUUAUCUUGUAUUUUAUUCUGUCAACUGCCCUGAGAUCUUUUCAUGAAUGGCAGCGUAUCAUUAUUAUUAUUAUUGUUAUUAUUAUUAAUAAUUAUAAUACAAUGGUACCUCGGGUUAAGUACUUAAUUCGUUCCGGAGGUCCGUUCUUAACCUGAAGCUGUUCUUAACCUGAAGCACCAUUUUAGCUAAUGGGGCCUCCUGCUGCUGCCACGCCGCCGGAGCACGAUUUCUCUUCUCAUCCUGAAGCAAAGUUCUUAACCCGAGGUAAUAUUUCUGGGUUAGCAGAGUCUGUAACCUGAAGCGUAUGUAACCCGAGGUACUGCUGUAUCAUCAUCAUCAUCAUUAAUAGUAUAAGGUGUUAAGGUGUGACCGGAAAGUUCAGUGAAUGGUCACAGAAAUCAGACAGCGAGAAAUAUGCGAACAUACAAUUGGCAUCGCAAACCCACGAAAUGCUCACAAUUGUGAAUGGAGAUGAAGCUGUAACUCGAAAGACAGUGUGUGAGUGGUUUAAGCAUUUCCGUGAAGGGCAGCAAACCAUCGAAGAUGACCCUCAGUCUGUCAACAAGCAGAACGGCGGCAAAUGUUGACAGAGUUCGUGAGUUAUUGAUGUGGGAUCGGCGUUUGUCCAAAUGAUGGUGGAAGAAUCGCAUAUUCUGCGUGAAAUUGUUACUGAGGUUACUGAGUUGUCCCACCCUCCAUAUUCUCCCCAUCUGGCCCCACCGGAUUUCUUUCUUUUUCCAAAACUGAAAUCUGCACUGAAAGGGCACAGAUUUUCCAACAUUUCACAUGUCCAAGCUGCUGUGAUGAAGGACGGGAAAGCAGUAUAAAAAGAGGACUUUUCCAGAAGUUUCUAACAGUUCUAUGAACGUUGUCAAUGGUGCGUUGUAUCAGAGGGGGCCUACUUUGAAGGCCUGUAAGGCAUGUAUGUUCAAAUAUUUUUCACUGUCCGAUUUCUGUGACCAUUCACCGAACGUUCCGGUCAUACCCUGUAAUAAUAAUCCAGAAACAGUUCCGAGACCAAAACGGACUGGAGAAGAUGCGAAGGGAGGCUGAGGAAUCUGGUUCCUUCAAGGUUCUUCUUAAUUUAUUCAGGAUGCUACAAGUGUGGGAUAUUGACUCUCUGGGUCAGGAUUGAGGGGGACUCUCCCUGAUUUUACAGCAUCCAUCCUGCCAGCCACCAGAGACAUCCCUCUGUUAACCCCAAUGCGGCUCUUUUUCCAGAGGCUCCGGUGGUGAAGGUGACCAGGAAGGCAGACUAUGACGGCCUGGAGACCCUCGUUUGCCAAGUCCACGGCUUCUACCCCAAGGAGAUUGAGGCCAACUGGGUGAAGGACGGGGAGGUCUGGCAGGAGGGCACCCUCCGAGGAUUGGUCGCCCCCAACUCGGACGGGACCUACUAUCUCUUCCUCAGCGUCAAGAUCGACCCCGAGGAGAGGGAGCGCUUCCGGUGCCGCGUGGAGCAUGACAGCCUGGAGAAGCCUCUGGACGUGGGCUGGGAGGAGCCAGGUGGGCUCUGGGAGGGGGAUUUUAUCCAUUUUAUUUAUUGAAUUUCAAACCCAGAGAUGAAGGGCAGGGGAAGCAGCCAAAGACGCGCAGCCGCUGCAUCACAACAUAGAUUGGCAAUUCCUAGUUGGAUCCUUUCUGUACAUCUGAGAGCAAAACAAGUUACAGUUGUACCUUGGUUCUCAAACACCUUGGUACUCGUCCGUUUUGGCUCCUGAACGACGCAAAUCUAUAAGUGGGUGUUCCGGUUUGCAAACGUUUUUCCGAAGCCGAAUGUCUGAUGCGGCUUCCAAUUGAGUGCAGGAAGCUCCUGCAGCCAAUCGGAAGCCGCGCCUUGGUUUUUGAACAUUUUCGGAAGUCAAACAGCACCUGCUGCCUCACAGGCCUUGAGCUCAAAAUAUUAUGUCAAAGGUAAAAGACGGCCACCAUCUCUUUGUCUGUAAACGUGUGUGGUUCUGAGUUCACAAAGCAUUCAUAAACACUCUGAUUUUUAGAUAUGAAUAAAACCUUACUAUGGCUUCCCCAAUUCUGUGGAGAACUCUUCCACACUUUGCAUAGGUGGGGGGGGGUUGGGGGGGGAGUAGAGAGAGAGAAGCACGUUCACCACCUUAAAAUCCUUGGUGGGAUUAUAAUUACAAAAAAAUAAAACUGAAUGUCAGAUCUCCAUCUUUCUGCCUCUCCCAUGAAUGGAAAAUAUUGCUCUGAAUUUCCCUAAUCUGCUUUUAGCAUCCAACGUGGGACUUGUUAUUGGGUGCAUCUUGGUAGCUGUCCUGCUGGCAGCGGCUGGAAUUGCUGGGAUCUUGGCGUGCAUCAGUAAGUAACUUGUGAAUGGACUUGCUGGGAAUUAGGGACCUAACUCUGUUGUGGGAGAGACUAUCCCCUUUUGAAGGAAUCCAGGUGACUCCAUGAGCUGGUCUUCUCCACUUCCCCCAUCCCCUGGUGCUUGGUGUGUUCCUCAUUCACCCCUGGAGAUUAUUAGGCAGGGACCAGAGGAGGCACCUGCCACAAGGUCCUUCCUCCUUGCAGAGGAUAAAGCUGAAGGAUCUCUACAAGGUCUCUUUCCAUCCUAACGCUCUGAUUCUGUCUCUGCAGAGAAAAGGAAAGACGGAUACAGAGCAGCAUCAGGUGAGUGAUGCCUUCCUCUUUGCAUGCUCAUUCUAAUGCAGGUAAAUUCAGGGUGAGAGCUGAACGAUUAGUUGAGCCAUGUGUAAGUAUAUUUCCUCUGUAUUAUGCUUAUAUGAGAUGAUGAUGAUUACAUUUGUGUACUACCCUUCAUCCAUAGACCUCAGUGCAGUUCGCAACAUAAAAAUGCAAGAUAAAACAAUAUGAUAAAAACAACACACACACCAAUAAAAAACCCCUCUUUCCUAUCCUUUACCUGUGCACUGCACUGCGCUGAUGUUGCGUGUUACCAUGGUAUAGAGAUACUUUAAUAAAUUAAAUAAUAAAUAAAAAGCACAGAAAAAGGCUUGGGACCUGGCUUCCUGAGACUCUCUCCCUUCAUCAUCUUCAUCAUUUUUAAUUUGUAUACCGUCUUUCUAUCUUACAAUACUCAAGGCGGUUUACAAGCUGAAGAAACAAAAAAUGUACAUCUUAUAACAAUCUAAUGCAAUACAAAAAUGUGAUAAUAAAACAUAACUUUAAAAUAGGCAACCUACAUAAAACGUAACAGUCAACAAUCAUUAGAAUAGCAUUAAAUAACAACAACAACAUAUAAAAGUUAAAGAGAAAUCCACUCACCAGUUACAAUAAAUAAUUUCCAAACUAUAAUCAAUAAAAUGACAGCAAGCCACAGUACAUAAAAUAAUACAAUACAAAUUGAGAAGCAGAGACUGGAGGGUGGAGCAAGGCAGGUGGAAAGAGGCCUUGCUUCGUUGUACCCUGAAAACACAUCGGUUAGAAAAUGGCAGGAUUCAAGGCACCGAGGAGGCAGGCUUGGUUUAUUUUUAAAUUUUAUACCCCCCUUUCCCCCCACAUCUGAAUCUCGAAAGGUCUCACAGAUGCAAAGCCAGAUUGAGUCCUUUAACGGUGGUGUCCUAGGCUGCUGGUGGCCUGUUCUUGUCACCACCCUAGCUGCAGUAUCUCCCCUAGGGCAGAGCAGACCCACAUUGCAAUAAUUUAGAUUUGAGGUGACUGGAGGUGUCAGUGCAUGGACUACAGGGGUCAGGUUGCCCCUGUUGUGACCAUGAGGCCCUGCUAUGUGUGAGGAACCAACUCUCCCAAGGUUAGAUCUGAACGCGGGCCUGCAAGGUGGAGAGAGAGAGAGAGAGAGAGAGGGAGAGACGCAUGUCCCAGAAGGAGUCAGUGGAGUUUUCCCUCCUGCCAGGUGAGCUCUUCUUACAUUGAAGAUAUCCCUCUCUAUCCCCCAUGGCUCCCCAAAGGAGAGGUGUACUUGCUUCCAAACUGAAGGCUUUCCUGUUUAACACCCCCACUGUAUACGUUGCAGGCGGACUCUACAUCUUUCCAGUUGUUUUCCCAGGCCUUGGAAAUGCGUUCAUUACACUGUACAGUGGUACCUCGGGUUAAGAACUGAAUUCAUUCUGGAGGUCCGUUCUUAACCUGAAACUGUUCUUAACCUGAAGCACUAUUUCUGGGUUAGCGGAGUCUGUAACCUGAAGCGUCUGUAACCUGAAGCACCUGUAACCUGAAGCAUCUGUUACCCCAGGUACCACUGUAUUUUAGUGCCUUAAUUCAACGACAACGCUGUUCAAGGUGAAGACUUGUGAUUGCCACCAUGGGCAGCCAGUCAGUGCUGUGCACAGCCAGCUGCUCAAACCUAGCGCAGCCAGUUCCUCCUGAACUGCAUCAUGCAGGGAAGGUGGUAUCAUCAUUUUUUAUUUGUAUGCCGCCUUUACACAGUUAAAAAAGCAAUGCUCAAGGCUGCUUACAGCAUAACAAGGUUUACAUAAUUACAAAAGUCAUAAAUCACAUUAAAAAAAAAAUACCCAACCAAAUGGGAAACAAUUUCCACAUAAAUCAAAAUCUAAAACUAAGAAUACAGCAUUAAUAUCACAGUUUAAAAUGACAUAGGUAAAAAAUAACAGCAAUUUAAACAAAAAACAAAACAAAACGGAGCUCUCUCUGCCCAGCAGCAGGAGCGGUAGUCCUUUACAGAGCCCAUCAGGCCCCGCCCUGGGCCAGGUGGUGAGUGGCAGGACUGGGGUCCUCAGGCGCAGAGCAGGGGAGUAUGAUGAAGGCCGUGCCAUAUCUGACCUUAAAGGGGACAUUCCCAGGGUGCAGAGAGACACUUGCAAUGCUGUCUGUCUGUGGAGCAUAUCAGCAAGUUGCGUGUGUCCCCCUACCCCCGCUGGGCAAUGGUGGACCUGAGAUCCACCCCUGGUGCUUAGUGGUGGGAAGAUGCCUGGAUUUGGGGCGCCUCUUAAUACCCUCCCUCUGCACCUGACUUCUGUUUGUUUCGUUUAGAGCGCAGUGUCUGCCCUAUUUCUUUUGAAGAUGGAGAAAGUGCUCUGCAAACAACCCCCCCCAAUCUUGCAUACCUGUCUUGUUCUUCCUCUGCAGGUGACCCUGGAGAGGGUGGGGUCAUCCCAUGCGUGGUCCUCGAGGAUGCUGAGCAAGCCUGA
Podarcis lilfordi (Lilford's wall lizard) is the source of this 10705-nucleotide messenger RNA. NCBI's taxonomy places the organism in Eukaryota, Metazoa, Chordata, Lepidosauria, Squamata, Lacertidae. The record is from the annotation of a GenBank genome assembly.